ACUUUGCUUAAUCCAGAAUGUUCAUCUGAUUCGCGUAUCUCGAGUUGCAUCGGAAAAAAAUCGGUGUCGAACGGUCGGAAUUCUCGGCAAACCGGCUACAAUUUCGCAAUAGGGUCGUGUUCAGCACGAGAUCCAUCGGAGGAACGCUAAUUUCAAGGAAAUGGAGGGCACAGGGAUGAUUAACAGCGGCACGCCCGUUCGCCAGGAAACCAAGAAGCUGUGGCAAUAUCUCGCCACUAUUUCCGGAUGCCUGUUGGUGGUCGGUGUGGGCACAGCUUUAGCAUGGACCUCGCCAGUGCUUCCUCGACUGUACGCAAAGGAUUCCUGGAUGGUGGUAAGCAAGGACGAAGGUUCGUGGGUGAGUUCUCUGUGCCCGCUGGGCGCCAUCGCGGGAGCCUAUCCGUCGGGGAAGAUGGCCGACAAGUUGGGCAGGAAGAAGUCCCUUCUCCUAUUGGCAGGACCGUUCCUCGUAUCCUGGGGUAUCAUCCUAAUUGCCGACGAAGUAUGGUACCUCUACAUCGCCAGAUUCAUCGUUGGUACCAGCGUCGGGGCUGGUUGCGUCCUUGGACCGACCUACAUCUCGGAAAUUUCCGAAGUCUCGACCAGGGGGACCCUGGGCGCUCUGUUUCAGCUGUUCCUGACCGUCGGUAUUUUCGUCGCCUUCGUCCUGGGAUGCGUACUGAGCUACUCUGCGUUCGCCAUGGUCUGCGCCCUCAUCAUCGUCCUGUUCUUGGGUACCUUUUAUUGGAUGCCAGAGUCACCCGUUUGGCUGGUGGGUGAAAAAAGAAAGCAAGACGCGACGGUGGCGUUGGCGGUGCUCAGAGGCGAGGAUUACGAUCCCGGAGAAGAGUUGAACAAGAUGCAAGCGGAGGUCGAGGCGAAUGCUGGCAGGGAGGUCACCAUCUCCGACAUGAUGAAGUCUCCGGUUCACAAGAAAGCCAUGACCGCGUCCUUCGGUAUGAUGUUCUUUCAACAGGCAUCCGGCGUGAACGCGGUGAUCUUUUACACGGUGAUGAUCUUCGAGGCGUCCGGAAGUUCGAUAGCGCCGGACCUGGCGUCCAUACUGGUCGCGCUCGUUCAGUUGAUAAUGUCGGGUGUUGCGGCGCUGAUCGUGGAUCGAGCCGGAAGGAAGCCGCUGCUGAUGAUUUCUUCAGUUCUUAUGUCAUUUAGCCUGAUCGCGCUCGGUUACUACUUCAAGCAGAAAGACGGCGGAAAUGACGUGAGCUCGCUCGGCUGGUUGCCAUUGACUUCUUUGAUCGUCUUUAUGAUAGCCUUUUCUAUCGGCGUGGGCCCCGUACCAUGGAUGUUGAUGGGCGAGCUGUUCUCCACAGAGACGAAAGCGGUCGCGUCCAGCAUCGCGGUGAUGUUGAAUUGGGGCAUGGUGUUCGUGGUGACGAAAACCUUCCCGACGAUGAACGAGAAAUUGGGCACAGCCAUGACGUUCUGGAUCUUCGCGGCGAUCAUGGCGGGCGCGACCGCGUUCGCGCAUUUUCUCGUACCGGAAACCAAGGGAAAGACCUACCAGGAGAUCCAGAUCGAGCUGCAGGGCGGCGUUCGAACGACCAAACCUGUACCUUAAUUUCGAAAUCGAUCGAGAUCUUAUCGUUGCAAAGACUCUUAAAAGUUUCGCGUAA
Messenger RNA from Colletes gigas, 1634 nucleotides. Its product is annotated as facilitated trehalose transporter Tret1-like. Gene Ontology annotation, molecular function: sugar transmembrane transporter activity. The record is from RefSeq and is a predicted model, not a curated record. Gene Ontology annotation, biological process: carbohydrate transport; transmembrane transport. Lineage: Eukaryota; Metazoa; Arthropoda; Insecta; Hymenoptera; Colletidae. The coding region runs from base 161 to 1579 and encodes 472 amino acids. The transcript is spliced from 5 exons. Gene Ontology annotation, cellular component: membrane.